Sphenostylis stenocarpa is the source of this 2523-nucleotide messenger RNA. The record is from the annotation of a GenBank genome assembly. Lineage: Eukaryota; Viridiplantae; Streptophyta; Magnoliopsida; Fabales; Fabaceae.
AUGGCUCAAGGUUGCUGGGUGCAUAUGCAUGGUUCACAGUACCACGUGCAGGGACCGAAAGUGAGGAACUGGGAUGAUGAGGGUUUACGCCUAAUCAAUCUUCUUUACGAGUGUGCCACUUGUACUGAAUCAGGAAACUUCACUGGUGCAGAUAUUGCACUGUAUCAUCUCUCUCUCCUUGCUUCCCCUCAUGGUGAUUCAAUGCAACGCGUUGCCACUUAUUUCACUGAGGCACUAGCAUGUUGCCAAGUGGGCAAAAAUUUGCGUGGUGUACCUAAAGUUCUUGGUUUGGUGAACUUGUUAUCAACUCCUGAACAACAAUUUGUCAAGCAGCUAUUCUUUAAAUUCUACCCCUUCCUAAAAACCGCACACACGAUCACAAAUCAGACCAUUAUUGAAGCCAUGCAAGGGGAAACAGUGAUUCAUGUGCUUGAUCUCAGUCCAUCUAAUACUGAUCAGUGGACUAAUCUCAUGCAGGGUUUGAAAGAGCGUUUGACAAACACACCAUACCUGAACAUUACUGUUACAGCCAUACAUGAGAAGAAGGAAGUGUUAGAACAAAUGGGGUUGCAACUGAAAGUUGAAGCUGACAGGUUGCAUUUCCAUUUCCAAUUCAAUCCUGUUGUGAGCAGUUUGGAGACCCUUGACCCUGAAACAUUGCCUAUCAAGAAAGGUGAGCCUCUUGCAAUUAGCUGCGUGCUUCAGCUUCACUCUCUUCUGGCUGCCAAUGAUGAUGAUUUGGUCAAAAUGAGGGGUCAAAGUGCUUUUGCAAAGAUGCUUGCCAAACAGAAGAAUAAGAAGGUGAAUCCAAGUCCUGACUCAGCACUCUCACCUUUUUCUCCAUGUCCAUCACAUAAGAUGGAGUGUUUUCUGAAUGGUUUGUGGAAGCUCCAACCCAAAGUGAUGGUGAUAACUGAGCAAGAGUCAGAUGUUAAUGGACCCAGUUUAACAGAGAGGGUGUACAAAGCUUUGAAAUUUUACAGUGCACUGUUUGAUUGCUUGGAAGCCUCCACUUCCAGAACAUUGGUAUGGAGAAGCCUAUUGGAGAAGAUGCUACUUGGUGAAGAGAUAAAGAACAUUGUUGCAUGUGAAGGGGUUGAGAGAAAGGAGAGGCAUGAGAAAAUUGAAACAUGGAUCCCAAGGCUUGAAUUGGCUGGAUUUGGAAGGGUACCUCUCAGCUCCAAUGGAAUUUGGUUGGCAACAAAGUUUUUGGAAACCUAUGUACCAGGAUACCACGUCCAUCACAAGAACAAAUGCUUGUUUAUUUGCUGGGAAAGAAUUCCUCUUUUUUCAGUUUCAGCAUGGAAGUUUGAGAAGGUAUAUACUGAAUUGAGCAAGACAAAACAUGAACAUUUUGGUCUUAUAACAAGGGCUAAUAGGGUUACCCCCCAUUCUACUAGUCCUCGUGGUACAGUUAAUGUUGAUGACUUUGGAGCCAAAGCAGAUGGAGGAGAUAAUACCGAGGCAUUUGGAAAGGCAUGGAGUGAAGCAUGUUCAAGAGGGGCUAUGCUUGUGGUACCCGAAAAUAGGAUCUAUCGUCUUAAACCAAUAACAUUUUCUGGUCCAUGUCGACCCAACACUGCCUUUAUGCUCUAUGGCACAAUCGAAGCAUGGACUCAAAUGUCGGCAUACCAAGAAGAUAGACAACACUGGAUUAUGUUUGAUAGUGUUUCAAAUUUCAGAGUUGGUGGUGGUGGCACAUUCGAUGGCAAAGGGAAAAUGUGGUGGCAAAACUCCUGCAAAGCAACCACUAACCUUCCAUGCAACGACGAACCAAGACCAAAGGCUGUGACUUUCUAUCAAUGCAAAAAUUUGAAAGUGACAAACUUGAUGUUCAAAGAUGCACAACAAAUGCACGUAACCUUUGAGAGAUGCUUCAAUGUUAUUGCAUCAAAUAUCGUCAUCAGAGCACCCGGGGACAGCCCCAACACUGAUGGAAUUCAUGUAGCAGAUACACAAAAUAUUGUCAUAAGCAAUAGUGAUAUUGGGACAGGUGAUGAUUGUAUUUCCAUAAUAAGUGGGUCACAAAACGUUCGAGCCACAGAUAUAACCUGCGGACCUGGACAUGGAAUAAGCAUUGGAAGCUUGGGUGCUGAUAACUCAGAAGCUGAAGUGUCCAAUGUGGUAGUGAACAGAGCUACCUUAACAGGAACCACUAAUGGAGUGAGAAUAAAGACUUGGCAGGGAGGCUCUGGGUAUGCAAGAAACAUCAAAUUUAUGAACAUAAUGAUGCAAAGUGUGACAAAUCCCAUAAUCAUAGACCAAUACUACUGUGAUCAAGCUGAGCCAUGUCAAGAGCAGGACUCAGCUGUGCAAUUAAGCAAUGUGUUAUACCAAAACAUAAGAGGAACUAGUGCGUCAGAAGUGGCUAUCAAAUUUGACUGCAGCAGAGCAGUCCCAUGCAGACAAAUCUAUCUGCAGGAUGUGACUUUGGAGCCAGAAGGCAGAGGUGGCACCAUUGCUACAUGUGAAAAUGUUAGAUAUGUCAACAGGGGAAGGUUUUUUCCUCAAUGCACUCCAUGA